GCUCAAUUAAAAUGGGAAGGCAUCGAUGGUGUGGACGGCAUACUGGCCGAUUUGGGCAUUUCAUCUCAUCAAAUAGACACACCAGACCGAGGGUUUUCCAUUCGUUUUGAUGGUCUGCUGGAUAUGCGCAUGAAUUUCAGUUCGCCUUUAAGUGCCAUGGAGGUCGUGAAUGAUUAUACAGAAUCGGAAUUGAUUCGGGUAUUUAAAUCGUAUGGAGAAUUGAAUCAGGCGACCCGCAUG
Messenger RNA from Notodromas monacha, 240 nucleotides. The record is from the annotation of a GenBank genome assembly. Lineage: Eukaryota; Metazoa; Arthropoda; Ostracoda; Podocopida; Cyprididae.